AUGACUCAGAGUAAUCCGCCUGAUGAAACUGAGAAAGACAAAUCAACAGAUGAGGAAUUAAAAGUUAAAGAAGAAGAGACUGAUGAGCAAGUCGAAAUUUAUCUUGCAGAUGUCAUGAAGCAGUUGGAGAAGGAGCCUUUAUUUGAGUCCAAACAAACCGGUCGGCCGUUAAAUUUCUCCAAUUAA
This is a messenger RNA of Entrophospora candida, 186 nucleotides long. The record is from the annotation of a GenBank genome assembly. Lineage: Eukaryota; Fungi; Glomeromycota; Glomeromycetes; Entrophosporales; Entrophosporaceae.